Messenger RNA from Hemicordylus capensis (graceful crag lizard), 668 nucleotides. It is a transcript of the gene FMC1, whose product is annotated as formation of mitochondrial complex V assembly factor 1 homolog. Bases 100 to 444 code for a protein of 114 amino acids. Gene Ontology annotation, cellular component: mitochondrion. The record is from RefSeq and is a predicted model, not a curated record. Lineage: Eukaryota; Metazoa; Chordata; Lepidosauria; Squamata; Cordylidae. The transcript is spliced from 2 exons.
CCUGGCGACUGGAGAAGGAACGGCUUUGAUUGGCCACGGGGUGAAACCGCGCGUUUUUAUUGGUUGGGUGAAGGGCGAGCAAACAGCUGGGUUGUGAAGAUGGCGGCGCUGGGGUCGCCUCUUCGCACCUUUCGUAGUCUCUUACGCGAGCUGCGAUAUGCGAAAGGCGAAACUGGUCGCUCCUACCGGGACACGGCGGCUUAUCAGCACUUGAGGGAGGGCUUCCGCGCGCAUCGGGUAACCAGUGAAAAACUAUGCAGGGCACAGCAUGAUCUGCACUUCCAGGCUGCUACCUAUCUCUGUCUCCUACGUAGUGUCCGGGAGCACUUAACACUACAUCAAGAAUAUCAUGGUGGUGGUGGUGAAUGCUCACUAGAGGAAGUGGCUGGGCAUGUGGGACUUAAGCUGCCUCAACAGCCUGGAGGGCAAGGAUGGGAGACAUAAAUAUGAAAGGAUCAGCUAUUACUUCACAAGAACUUUAAAAUGACUCUGUUUAAAUAAAACUCUGUUUAAAUAAAAAUACUUGUAUGGAGAACGUAUAACAGGAUCUUUGUGGUAUUGAUGGGUUUAACAUAAAAUUACAUUGUCCGCAAAAAGUUUUUCUGAUAUGUAUACCAAUCUUUAUUGUUAUGGUCCCAAACCACAAUAAAAUACAAAUAUAAUACCAA